Vitrella brassicaformis is the source of this 2713-nucleotide messenger RNA. The record is from the annotation of a GenBank genome assembly. NCBI's taxonomy places the organism in Eukaryota, Vitrellaceae.
CUGGAAUCUUGCUUGUUGCCCACUGUGACAAGGGCAUGGAUUCCCUAAAACCGUGUGUGUUGUUCGCGCAAAUAGAAACACAGUCGUUGUACGGCUGAGAUACAUUCCGUAUGUGUAUUGACAGGACCAACGGCGAAGGAUGCUACAGCCUCCUAUCGCUUUUCCUGUGCCUCUUGCCCUUUCUGGUCAAGUCCCAGAUGCUCACUUCCACCACCACUCUCAACGUCACUGGCGAAAUGGUCAGGUUCAGUCAACCAACAGCGCAGCUUAUUGCCUGUUUCGUUACAUGCUGCAGAAGCCAUGGCACAAGCUGACGUUCACCUUCUCGGGCCCAGCGACAGACGAGGCAGCUACGCCCAGCCCCUUUUCAUACUACCGCCUCACUAUCAACCUCACCCACAUUGGGGCAAGCGGCGAUCGGACUUACACAGUACCUGGAUAUUUUGCCGCAGACGGUAAUGCAGCCAACACCAGGGCCACAGGAGGCAACAAAUGGCGCUGCCAUUUCACGCCUCCCCACGUCGGGCGGUGGCGCUAUAGUGUGUCAUUUCGCCGAGGAAAGAACAUCAUAUUGGACCCGACGUUGCCGGGGAAAUCUGCAGGCUACAUGGACGGCUAUGAGGGCGAAUUUGCGGUGAAGCCGUCUGACAAGACGGGCAAGGAUGGACGGGCCAAGGGAUUGCUCCAAUACGUGGGCAAGAGGUAUCUCUGGUUGGCGGUAAGUGUGAACCUUAGUGGAAAGAGAGGAAGGGAGGAAGGGAGAAGACGCAAUCACGUAAACAACCACGUGUAACGUGUGCCUUGUCUACUUGUGCUGCUUUCAGGGAAGUGAGGAGUAUUUUUUGAAGAUAGGCACUGACUCGCCGGAGAACCUGCUUGCCUACGAGGAUUUUGAUAACACUCCAAACCAUCUUGGUCUGGCUGUUUCAAGGGCACAUCGGCUCGAGACAGUACAGGUAGACGUGAUGUUGCAUUUGUAGACUUGAGGAAGCAAUAUAAAAGCCACACGAAAGAUUGGAGAAAGGUAAGACAAGUCCACGUUGGUGCCAAGGCGGCUUGUCCAGUUGGGUUCUGGAUGUGGUGGUUUCUUGUCCAGGGUGAUCCCACAUGGAACGGUGCGAAGGGAAAAGCUCUGAUUGGCGCCAUAAACUAUUUAGCUUCCAAAGGUCUCAACAUGAUGUCUUUCCUCACAUUCAACGUGCAAGGUCAGUCUUCGCACACAAGUGCACACAGUGUCAUUGUUGGCUCUCGAGUGAUGGAGAAAAAUGCAGGUGACGACGGCAAUGUCUUCCCAUACACUAGCGAGUACUCCUUUCGCAUCGACGUGAGCAAGACCGACCAGUGGGAGAUCGCACUCGAGCACGCGGCGCAGAAGGGUAUUGGAUUGCACGUAAAGACGCAAGAGACAGAGAACGAAUUCAUCCACGGCAACAAGCACUUCAUUGUGCGGAGGGCGAUCUAUUACCGGGAGUUAGUUGCUCGCUUCGGCCACCAUCCCCAACUCGUGUGGAAUUUAGGUGAAGAGACGAAGAUGCCGACGUCGCUACUGCUCGCAGCGGCUGACUAUAUCAGAAGUGUUGACCCGUACGACCACCCGAUAGAUGUACACACGUACCCUAACGCAAAGGCAAAGGUCUACCCCGGGCUGAUUCGGAGCGAUACCAGUAAAGUGUAAGAAGGACGGAGCUGUGUGAGUGGUGCCGUCUGGAUUUCCCCAUCGGCUGCUCUGUGGCGCAUUUCAGGACUGGGGCGUCCCUUCAGUGCGAGUUCCCCGAGCGAAUCAACGCCGAGGUAGCAAAGUGGAUUGCCAAAUCAGCCAGAAGCCCAAACCCCCUUGUCGUGUCGAAUGACGAGCAAGGGCCAAAUUGGCUUGGUACUACAAUUCGUUUCUUCCUCCCCGAAUCCAUCAUGUUUUCUCUUUUCAGGCGUGGGAAUCGAUUCCCUCGACCCUGCUCAUGACUCCUUCCGGCGCAAUGCACUCUGGGGGACGUUGAUGGCUGGCGGGGCCGGCGUGGAGUUUUACUUUGGUUGGGGUUUUCGCCGGCACCAAACUGGCAACAAGGACCCGAUAAUAGGCAAUGAUGACACAGACACCAGCCACCCGUACUCGACGUGCUCCGACCUCACAUGCGAGGACUUUCGAAGCCGUGACAAACUGUUCACGCAGGCGUUUGUUGCCUGGCGCUUCAUGAAGGACAACCACAUUCCCUUCUGGGAGAUGACCAGCAGUAAUCACCUGACGGAGCAAAAAGACGACUUCGUAUUCGCCAAAGAGGGCGACAUCUACCUCGUCUACACGUUUGUAAACACAACAGAAGUAGAACUCAGUGUCCCCAGAGGGAACAACUAUACGGUCCAGUAUACGGUCCAGUUCUGGGACCCCAAGACAGGCGGCGACAUGAUUGACGGGCCGCUGGUCACAGCCGACUGCGGUGAGAGAGAAAAAAACUGCAAGGCGACGUUUUCACUCCAAGAGGCGCGGCGGCAUAUCGGAUCGUCUGAUGUGCUAGUGGUGAUCAGGAAAAAAAAGGCCGCCCUCAUGUCUAAGAUGCCCUUUACGUGAACCAAAGCCUGUUUGCUUUUAAGUAGAUACGUGAACGGGCGACGAACCAAAGCCUGUUUUCUUUUAAGUAGAUACGUGAACGGGCGACGAACUUCGUCUAAGCCUUUUUUGUUGACUUCUUUUUGUUUGACUGUCAGUACGUGAAGUCUG